This is a messenger RNA of Dermochelys coriacea (leatherback sea turtle), 1543 nucleotides long. RefSeq lists its product as uncharacterized. The record is from RefSeq and is a predicted model, not a curated record. NCBI's taxonomy places the organism in Eukaryota, Metazoa, Chordata, Testudines, Dermochelyidae. Bases 168 to 974 code for a protein of 268 amino acids. The transcript has 7 exons.
CCGGCUCGGGCGGGGCCUGCGGGCGCAGGGGAGGAGUCAGCGGCCCCGACGCGGAAGCGGGAGGAAGCAGCGUGGCUUCCCCUGGAUGUAAACACGGCGGCGGGGCCGGGCCGGGCCGGGCCGAGGGGUCGCGCCGCGGGGCUUCUCCGAGAGGCCCUGCCCAGGUCAUGAAGUUUCUGAAGCUCUUUGGGCGACUAAAAUCAGUUGUCAUUGGGAUGGUGCAUGUGGGGGCAUUACCAGGGACACCACAGAGCAGGUUGCCAUUAACCCAGAUCACUGAUCAAGCUUGUCAUGAGGCUGAGAUUUACAAGGAUGCUGGAGUUGAUGGCUUGAUACUGGAAAAUAUGCAUGACCUUCCUUACACCGUUUAUGUUGGGCCAGAAAUAACUGCAGCAAUGGCAGUCAUUAGUGCUGCAGUGAAACACACCUGCCCACGUCUCCCAUUGGGUAUCCAGAUUCUGUGUUCUGCAAAUCAACAGGCUGUAGCUGUUGCUCUUGCUUCAGGUCUCGAUUUUAUCCGAGUUGAAGGGUUUGUUUUUUCUCAUGUUGCUGAUGAAGGGUUUAUAAAUGCCUGUGCAGGUGAUCUGCUAAGAUACCGAAAACAAAUCGGAGCACAGCACGUUCAAAUUUUUGCUGAUAUUAAAAAGAAACACAGCGCUCAUGCUCUGACAGCAGAUGUCAGUAUAUCAGAGACUGCUAAGGCUGCUGAGCUCUUCCUUGCUGAUGGGCUUGUAUUGACUGGAACAGCUACUGGAAUGCAGGCAGAUCCUAAAGAAUUGAAAGAAGUUGAACUUGCUGUGAAGAUUCCAGUGCUGAUUGGGUCUGGAGUGACGCUGGAGAAUGCAAGGAACUACUUGAAUGCAAAUGCUUUAAUAAUUGGUUCAUAUUUCAAGAAAGAAGGCUACUGGGCAAAUAGUGUUGAUCCUGACCGAGUAAAGAAAUUUAUGGAUCAUAUAGGUAAACUGAGAGAAUGAAUUUAUCAUCAUAUAGUAUUGUUUGUGUAGAAUAAGAUUUGGCCACAGCACAACUUCUGUGGGGUUACCAUACAAAUCCAAUGUGAUAUACAGUACCAUGGACAAGCAACCUCUAUUAGCAUUCAGGGGAGUUGCAUGGGAAUUGGAAUUGGUUAAUACAAUAUUAAAUGAGGAGAAAAAAAUCUUCUCCAUGGCUAGCCAAUAAAUCAGAUGGCAUUUUAAAGAAAAUGGGUGUUCUCAGUUUCAUUUUUAGAAGGCACAUUUCUGCAGCUCUCUACUCCAUGUUCUAGUACUAACUUAUCUCUUAGUUUUCAGGAAUAUAUUCUUUGACAGGUAAAGAAUUUGUGCAGCUUAAGAAUUAGCUGAGUUUUGUUUUACAUGUGGAAUACAAUAGGACACCCUAAGAUUUCAGCCACCAGUACUGUAAAUUGGGCAGAUCAGUUAGCAGCUGUGUGCCUCAGUUUCUCCAUCUGUAAAAUGGGGAUAAUAAUACCUAUUUUAAAAAAUGUUGUAGGACAUAACGAGUUUUUGUAAAGCAAUUUCAUCUAAUAAAAGUUACUAUAAAAGUG